This is a messenger RNA of Lecanosticta acicola, 696 nucleotides long. Lineage: Eukaryota; Fungi; Ascomycota; Dothideomycetes; Mycosphaerellales; Mycosphaerellaceae. The record is from the annotation of a GenBank genome assembly.
AUGGUUCCAGUUUUUGUUUUGGAGGGUAAUGGCGACGGGCUUGCGCAAGUGGAUGAGUUCCUGCGAUACUCUCACGCUAUUGUUUUGGAAAUUCACCUAGCACUUCCACCAGCGGCGGGUCGGCGAUAUUCGGCGACAGCCUCGUACAUGAUUUCUUUCGAGACUGACCGGAGCUCUACUUCAGCGAGGGAGCAGUUAUCUGUUGCGAUCGCUCGGCCUGUUACGAGAGUUCAAGCUGUCGGCCAAUACCGCCAGAACUUCCACGUUGUCAUUGCCGGCUCGAACGGCUACGACAAGACUUUGUUCCAGCAAGCUGAGCAGGUCAGCGGUUACAACGCCGCCGUCAACAUCACCAAUCAGGCCAUCACCAAGGCUCGGGCCUACUACCUCGGCUCCGAAUUCUUUGCUGGUCCCUACGACGCCACUCUGUGCGGUUACUACGCUACUGCCCAGACUGCCGCAAACAAGCAGUACGCCAAGCAGAACGGCUUGAAGACAUACCAAGCCGCCAACUCCUUCAACGCCUACUACGUCUACAAGAACGCAUAUGCUCGGGGAACUUACUGCAACCUGUACAAGCAGGAAGUUGAUGCUAGCUACGCUGGAAGCGCUGACACCACCACCGGUGGUAACAGCUACACUGUCGGUAGUUCGUGGGUUUACAAUGCUAGCCCACAGGACCCAGGCACUUUGUAG